Molecule: messenger RNA, 1383 nt
Organism: Momordica charantia (bitter melon)
Lineage: Eukaryota; Viridiplantae; Streptophyta; Magnoliopsida; Cucurbitales; Cucurbitaceae
Source: RefSeq, a predicted model, not a curated record
AUGGAUCCUACCUUAUUAAUGAGAGCUGCUGAGGAGGCUGAGUUACGAGAGCUGGAAAACAAGUACAAAGCAAUAACAAGAAAGACAACCGACACAUCGGAUGAAGGUAAAUCAGUACAGCAACUCCCAAAAUAUUUUGCUUUGCAACGAUUCAACCCAAGUUCUUCAGACCCCAAAACUGGAGCAUAUCUGCGGUGUGUACAAGAUCAUGAGAUUUUAGAAUAUGGAUUCCUCAAAGUCUCUGGGAAAAGUGUGCUGAGUCCUUAUUCGAAGAUGGAAUCCGAGGCGUCCGAGUCCAGCCCCAAGCACGUGCACAUAAGAUACUGUAACAACAAUAAAUACUGGGUUCGACAGUCGCCUGACUCUUUCUACAUUGUGACUGCUGCAGCAGAGAAAGAAGAGGACCGAUCCAAAUGGAACUGCACCUUGUUCUCUGCCUUCUACAUGCAUCACGGCUCCCACGAGGUGUUUGGCUUAAACCAUGUGCAGCUCGGCUUGGCCGUGCUGUAUCGAUCCUAUGAUUCCAAUGACUUUUUGAAUUGCCUCUCGGCCGAGGACAAGUCUAUACCCGUUGAUGUUAAUAAUUUCUACUACCUCUCGGAAGAUUCAUUCCACGCAUUUGUGGACUGGGAUUCAUUAUUUAUAUUCCCAAAGCACGUCACCUUUAAGGAUGUUGAAGAUUCAUCGCUUAUCCAUGAAAUCUUCCCUCAGAAUGAUGGAACUAUUCGUAUCAGGAAUGUCGGUUCUCGAAAGUUUUGGAUUCGUGAUCCUAAUUGGAUACUCGCUCUAGCAGAAGGAGGCAGUAAGGAUGAUCCCAACACAUUGUUUAAGCUAGUGAAAGUUGAUCACAACAUCGUGGCUCUUCAUGCCCACAUGGAAGUCUURCAAGCUGUAGUAUCCAGAAAAAUAGAAAACAUUGAGUAUUGCAUAAAUGAUGCCAAAAUCUAUGGCGAGAGGGUUUGGUCAAUGGCCAAAGGAGAUGCCACAAACAAAACCAACGCAGCCGACAUUGUCCAAUUCACAUUCACUUUUGAGGACAAAAGGAAGAACAGCUGGACCAACACAUUGGGUGCCAGAUUUGGUGUCUCAAAAACAUUCUCUACCGGGAUUCCAACCAUUGGAAAUGGAAACAUUAGUGUUUCCUUUGAGGGUGGUGCAGCAUAUUCAUGGGGAGAAACACAUAAACAAAAAAUGUUGAUGUCCUGCACCAGCACUGUGACGAUACCUCCAAUGUCGAAAGUGAAGAUGAAUACGGUCGUAAAACGGGGGUUUUGCGAUGUCCCGUUUUUGUAUACUCAGAUUGACACGCUCCGAGAUGGACAACAGAUCUCCCGGGAGUACGAGGACGGACUUUUCUCUGGCUUCCAUUCCUACGACUUCUAG